Toxotes jaculatrix (banded archerfish) is the source of this 3797-nucleotide messenger RNA. Its product is annotated as NACHT, LRR and PYD domains-containing protein 3-like. The record is from RefSeq and is a predicted model, not a curated record. Gene Ontology annotation, molecular function: protein binding. Lineage: Eukaryota; Metazoa; Chordata; Actinopteri; Toxotidae. The transcript has 7 exons. The annotation marks the transcript as partial.
CAGGAGAGCUCAGAGGUUCCCAGUGCUCAGUCUGCCCAGCAGCAUCAAACACACCUGGACUCCAUAUUUAUGCUGCUGGAGGAGAACAUGGUCACUUUUGUGAAGAAGGAGCUGAAGAAGAUCCAGAAGGUUGUGAGUCCAGAUUACCCAGAAUGCUCAGAGAGUCAGAGGGAGGAUGAGGAGGUGUUGGACGCUGAGGAUGAAGAGCAGAGGAGGAGCAGCAGAGAGGCUUUUGUGAAGAUCACAGUGAACUUCCUGAGGAGAAUGAAGCAGGAGGAGCUGGCUGACUGUCUGCACAGCAGACACAUUGUUCCAGUUUGUCAACGUAAACUUAAAUCUACUCUGAAGAAAAAGUUCCAGUGUGUGUUUGAGGGGAUCUCUAAAGCAGGAAACCCAACCCUUCUGAAUCAGAUCUACACAGAGCUCUACAUCACAGAGGGAGGGACUGGAGAGGUCAAUGAUGAACAUGAGGUCAGACAGAUUGAAACAGCAUCCAGGAAACCAGCCAGACCAGAAACAAGCAUCAGACAAGAAGACAUCUUUAAAGCCUCACCUGGAAGAGAUGGACCAAUCAGAACAGUGAUGACAAAGGGAGUGGCUGGCAUUGGGAAAACAGUCUUAACACAGAAGUUGACUCUGGACUGGGCUGAAGACAAAGCCAACCAGGACAUACACUUCACAUUUCCAUUCACAUUCAGAGAGCUGAAUGUGCUGAAAGAGAAAAAGUUCAGCUUGGUGGAACUUGUUCAUCAGUUCUUUCCUGAAACCAAAGAAGCAGGACUCUGCAGGUUUGAAGAGGUCCAGGUUCUGUUCAUCUUUGACGGUCUGGAUGAGUGUCGACUUCCUCUGGACUUCCACAACACUGAGAUCCUGACUGAUGUUACAGAGUCCACCUCAGUGGAUGUGCUGCUGACAAACCUCAUCAGGGGGAAACUGCUUCCCUCUGCUCGCCUCUGGAUAACCACACGACCUGCAGCAGCCAAUCAGAUCCCUCCUGAGUGUGUUGACAUGGUGACAGAGGUCAGAGGGUUCACUGGCCCACAGAAGGAGGAGUACUUCAGGAAGAGGUUCAGAGAGGAGGACCAGGUCAGAAGGAUCAUCUCCCACAUCAAGACUUCACGAAGCCUCCACAUCAUGUGUCACAUCCCGGUCUUCUGCUGGAUCACUGCUACAGUUCUGGAGGAUGUGUUGGAAACCACAGAGGGAGGAGGGCUGCCCAAGACCCUGACUGAGAUGUACAUCCACUUCCUGGUGGUUCAGUCCAAACUGAAGAAUGUUAAGUAUGAUGGAGGAGCCGAGACAGAUCCACACUGGAGUCCAGAGACCAGGAAGAUGAUUAGGUCUCUGGGAAAACUGGCUUUUGAGCAGCUGCAGAAAGGAAACCUGAUCUUCUAUGAAUCAGACCUGACAGAGUGUGGCAUUGACAUCAGAGCAGCCUCAGUGUACUCAGGAGUGUUCACACAGGUCUUUAAAGAGGAGAGAGGACUGUACCAGGACAAGGUGUUCUGCUUCGUCCAUCUGAGUCUUCAGGAGUUUCUGGCUGCUCUUCAUGUCCAUCUGACCUUCAUCAACUCUGGAGUCAGUCUGCUGUCAGAAGAACAAUCAACCUCCAACUGGUCUAAAGUGUCCAGAGACAAAUCUGAUCCAACGCAGCUCUACCAGAGGGCUGUGGACAAGGCCUUACAGAGUCCAAAUGGACACCUGGACUUGUUCCUCCGCUUCCUCCUGGGUCUUUCACUGCAGACCAAUCAGACUCUCCUACGAGGUCUGUUGACACACACAGGAAAUGGCUCACAGACAAAUCAGCAAACAGUCCAGUACAUCAAGAAGAAGAUUGAAGAGACUCCCUCUGCAGAGCGAAGCAUCAACCUGUUCCACUGUCUGAAUGAACUGAAUGAUCGUUCUCUAGUGGAGCAGAUCCAACAGUUCCUGAGUUCAGGACGUCUCUCCACAGGUCAACUGUCUCCUGCUCAAUGGUCAGCUCUGGUCUUCAUCUUACUGUCAUCAGAAAAAGAUCUGGACGUGUUUGACCUGAAGAAAUACUCUGCUUCAGAGGAGGCUCUUCUGAAACUGCUGCCAGUUGUCAAAGCCUCUAACAAAGCUCUACUGAGCAGCUGUAACCUCUCAGAGAGAAGCUGUGAAGCUCUGUCCUCAGCUCUCAGCUCCCAGUCCUCUAGUCUGAGACACCUGGACCUGAGUAACAAUGACCUGCAGGAUUCAUGGGUGAAGCUUCUGUCUGCUGGACUGGAGAGUCCACACAGUACCCUGGACACUCUCAGACUGAGCAGCUGUAACCUCUCAGAGAGAAGCUGUGAAGCUCUGUCCUCAGUUCUCAGCUCCCAGUCCUCUAGUCUGAGACACCUGGACCUGAGUAACAACGACCUGCGGGAUUCAGGGGUGAAGCUUCUGUCUGCUGGACUGAAGAGUCCACACUGUACCCUGGAGACUCUCAGGGUGGAGCCUGGUGGAGUCCAAUGGUUGAGACCAGGUCUGAGGAAGUAUUUCUGUGAACUCACCAUCGACACAAACACAGUAAACAGAAACCUCAAACUUUCUGACAACAACAGGAAGGUGACACGUGUGGAGGAGGAUCAGUCAUAUCCUGAUCAUCUAGAGAGAUUUGACCAGUGUCCUCAGCUGCUGUGCAGUAAUGGUCUGACUGGUCGCUGUUACUGGGAGGUCGAGUGGAGAGGAAUGGUUGAUAUAUCAGUGAGUUACAGAGGAAUCAGAAGGAAAGAAAACAGAGAAAACUGUUUGUUUGGAGAGAAUCAGUCCUGGAGUCUGAGCUGCUCUGAUCUUGGUUACUCUGUUUGGCACAAUAACAGGAAGACAUCUGUCUCCUCCUCCUCCUCCUCUUCAUCCUCUUCCUCUGUCUCUCACAGAGUAGCAGUGUAUGUGGACUGUCCUGCUGGCUCUCUGUCCUUCUACAGAGUCUACUCUGACUCACUGAUCCACCUCUACACCUUCAACACCACAUUCACUGAACCUCUGUAUCCUGGGUUUGGGUUUGAACUCUGGUGGUUUGGUUCCUCAGUGUGUCUGUGUAGAGUGUAGCAGAGAGAGUCUCCUCCUGUUAGAGAAACUCUCUCACUGUUGAACAGAUAGUUCAGUCUGUACAUGUCUGUCUCUUUCACUCACACACUCAUUUUCAGAUUCAUGUAUUAAAGCACUUUACUUGUUAAACUCAUCUAAAUGAUUGAUUGUAAACUUAGCACAGAGUUCACAGAGUUAGAAAUCUCCUGACUACUCUGAAGGGUUUGAGUCUCGAUUCUAUGAAUUUUAAAAUAUAUGAAACUAUUUGGUCAUCACAGCCCAGCUGAUCAUUACACAUCAACAUUUUAUUAACAAAAUCAGCAAAAUCCACUGCUGCUUUGCUGUAAAGGAUAAGGCUGAUGAUUUGUCCCCAACAAAUAAACCACCUUCUCCUAUUUGAGUUUGUUUCAAUAAAAGAAAACUACAAUGUCCAGAUAUUUUAGUACAUUACUGAGCCUUUUUUCUAAAACUGAAACUAUUUUUUUAGUGAAUUGUUUUCAAAGAUUUUAAAAGCCAAGAGCCACAGGGUGAGGAAGUAACAGUGUAUGUUACCUGAAAUCCCACAGUGUUUCCUCUUAUGUUGCUUUUUCUGAUUCUCUUUGUGGUCUGAUCUGUUUGUGUGUUUUCUUGAGGCCACCCUGUGUCUAUCAUAUCUGAAUGGACAAAAGCACAAAAUAAACACUCAGCAAACAAAAUAACAUUCUUCAUGUUUGAGUCACAUCUUCCAGAGAAACCAAAAUUUUGAAUUCAUAUAUUCCAAGUAC